Salvia splendens (bonfire salvia) is the source of this 1377-nucleotide messenger RNA. Its product is annotated as peroxidase 11. The record is from RefSeq and is a predicted model, not a curated record. The transcript has 4 exons. NCBI's taxonomy places the organism in Eukaryota, Viridiplantae, Streptophyta, Magnoliopsida, Lamiales, Lamiaceae. Bases 138 to 1151 code for a protein of 337 amino acids. Gene Ontology annotation, molecular function: heme binding; peroxidase activity. Gene Ontology annotation, biological process: response to oxidative stress; hydrogen peroxide catabolic process.
ACUUUUUACUCAAACAAAAUACAGCCAUUGUUUGAAUUUAUGUGCUAAGUCUCACUUAUAUAAUACAUGCUCAAAAAGGCUUUCUUGACAAUCUCUCUGUCUCUGAAACAAUCCAACAAAUUAGAUUUAGCAAGAAAAUGUCUGCUUCUCUUCACUCCCAAGGGCUCAUUCUGCAACUGCUCAUCUUGGCUCUUAGCAUAUUAACCUUGCACGCAAGUGAGCCGCCUCUAACCUUAGAUUACUACAAAUCAACGUGCCCCUCCGUGCUUGAAGUAGUCCAGAAAGAAAUGGAAUGCGCGGUGCUCUCUGAUCCGCGCAAUGCAGCCUUGAUCCUGCGAUUGCAUUUCCACGACUGCUUCGUUCAGGGGUGCGAUGCAUCAGUGCUGCUGGAUGACACAAUCACACUUCAGGGUGAGAAGAAGGCGUCCAACAACAUACAUGCCUUGAAGGGGUUCAGAAUCAUUGACAGGAUCAAGAACAGGCUCGAGUCCGACUGCCCUGCUACAGUCUCCUGUGCUGACAUCCUCACCAUUGCUGCUAGAGAUGCAGUCAUCUUGGUUGGUGGACCUUACUGGCCUGUUCCACUAGGCAGGAAGGACUCAAAAACUGCAGGCUAUGCUCUCAGUGAUGCUAACCUUCCCACCGCAGACGACGGCCUUCCCUCCAUUAUCUCAAAGUUCAUCUAUCAAGGCCUCUCUGUCACUGACAUGGUUGCUCUUUCUGGGGCUCAUACUAUCGGCAUGGCUCGUUGCGUGAACUUCAGGGACAGAAUCUACGGAGACUUCUCUACAACUGCAGGAACAAAUCCAACCUCAAAGAGCUAUCUGAGCAAACUGAAAUCAGUGUGCUCACCUAUAAAGGGAUCAUCGGACCAGAACGAAUCAGCCAUGGACUACGUCACGCCCAAUCUGUUCGACAACUCCUACUACCAGAUGCUGCUGAGGGGAGAGGGGCUGAUCAAUUCGGAUCAAGAACUUUACUCCAGUGUUCUAGCAGUUGAGACCAAGAAACUUGUCCAAAAAUAUGCUGAAAAUGCAGUUGCCUUCUUCGAACAGUUCGCGGAAUCUAUGGUGAAAUUGGGGAAUAUAACGAAUGCUGAUACUUAUACUAAUGGAGAAGUGAGGAGGAACUGCAGAUUUGUCAACACUUGAAGCCUUCCUGCAAGAAUGAAGUUGAUGCAUCUACUUAUUUCAUUAUUUUUGUUUUCACCACAAACAUUUCUUGUAUAAGUAUACCACUUCGGUUUGAAUCAAAAUUUCUACUUUUUUUAGAGUUUAUGUUGUUUUGAUUAUGAUCAAAAUUUCGACUUUUUUUUGGAGUUGAUGUUUCCUUUGAUUAUGAUGUUCAACUCAACUUUUUCCCUUGUUGCCAAAAUCA